Messenger RNA from Impatiens glandulifera, 558 nucleotides. RefSeq names its product TITAN-like protein. The record is from RefSeq and is a predicted model, not a curated record. The transcript is spliced from 4 exons. Bases 1 to 558 code for a protein of 185 amino acids. NCBI's taxonomy places the organism in Eukaryota, Viridiplantae, Streptophyta, Magnoliopsida, Ericales, Balsaminaceae.
AUGAGGCUUGUCUUGCUUGCUUCCGAACAAAACGCCAAACAGACCAGACCAGAAGACAGAACCCCCUUUCCCGCUGCGGUAAACAGAGAGAUUGUAAAUCAAGGCUUGAAUAACCUAACUAAAAUCUCCAUCCCUCUACAACAACAAGAUGGUCAAGGAAAUGUGCACUCAGGAGCACCACCUCCUUGGUUUGAUCAUCUGAAUGUUGGACUAAAAUCUGAAAGUCGGUCAAGUGGUUCUCUUUCGAAGCAAGGAGGGAAAAGUAAAUUGAACCCAAAUCGAGUGGGAGCUGCUUGGGCAGAGCAACGAAAAAUCGAGAUGGAAAUGGAGAAAAGGGGAGAGAUUGUUUCCAGAGAUGUGGAUCCAAACUGGCUUCCAAAUUUUGGAAGUGUUUGGCAAUCAGGCACCCGGAAGAAAUCUAGAAAAGAAUUUGAGUCUGAAGAGAAGAAAAAAUCAACUAAUUAUAAAGUUGGUGAUUCUGAAUCUGAAGCGUCGAUUAAGAUUCAGCCAUAUGUUAGUAAAACAAUGGUAAGCUCAAAUUAUGAAUUGUUUGAAUGA